AUGCGUCGCUUGAUUUUGAUUUCAUCACGUGCAACUCUCCUUCCACCUUGUCAAUUUCAAACCCUACGCACCACCACUACCAUCACCACCACCACCGCCACCACAACCACCACCAUAGUUAGGCCUCUUCAUCCUCCUCCUCCCGAUGAGGCCGCCGUUCGCCAAACGCUGCUCUCCUUCAACAACGACUGGAAGCGCGCCCUGGAGUUCUUCAACUGGGUGGAGGAAUCUUACUCCCACUGCAACUUCCACCACUCCACCGACACCUUCAACCUCAUGCUCGACAUCCUCGCUAAGUUCUUUGAGUUCGACCUCUGUUGGAACCUCAUUCGCCGAAUGCACUCUCGCCCCUCCUCUCCCCCCAACCACGCCACAUUCCGUGUCAUCUUCAAGCGCUACGUCUCCGCCCACCUUGUCGAAGACGCCAUCCACACCUUCCACCGCCUCGGAGAGUUCAACCUCAAGGACCAUACCUCCUUCUCCCACCUCAUAGACGCCCUCUGCGAGUACAAGCACGUCCUCGAGGCCCAAGACCUAGUCUUCUCCAAAGACACGCCCGUGGACGCAAUUGGGAACACCAAGAUCCACAACAUGGUUCUCCGUGGGUGGUUCAAAUUGGGGUGGUGGAGCAAGUGCAACGAGUUCUGGGAGGAGAUGGAUAGAAAAGGGGUUCACAAGGACUUGCACUCUUAUUCAAUUUACAUGGAUAUUCUGUGCAAAGGAGGAAAGCCUUGGAAGACUGUCAAAUUGUUCAAGGAGGUUAAGAGGAAGGGUUUCCAAUUAGACGUUGUGGUUUAUAACAUUCUCAUUCGAGCCAUUGGUCUAUCUCAAGGGGUUGAUUUUUCAAUUAGGGUUUUUCGUGAAAUGAAGGAGUUGGGUAUUAACCCCACUGUUGUCACUUAUAACACCUUGAUUAGGCUUUUGUGUGAUUGCUACAGACACAAGGAGGCACUUGCCUUGCUUCGAACCAUGGCUCGUGAUGGUUGCCACCCCACUGCCAUUUCUUACCAUUGUUUUUUCGCCUCAAUGGAGAAACCUAAACAUAUACUUGCUAUGUUUGAUGACAUGAUAGAGAGUGGUGUUAGGCCCAGCAUGGACACUUAUGUCAUGCUCCUGAACAAGUUUGGUAGGUGGGGGUUUCUUCGCCCAGUUUUUAUGGUGUGGAAGAGAAUGGAGCAACUCGGGUGUAGUCCUGAUGCAGCAGCUUACAAUGCCUUGAUAGAUGCUCUUGUGGACAAGGGGCUGAUAGAUAUGGCUAGGAAGUACGACGAGGAGAUGUUAGCGAAAGGACUUUCUCCUAAACCAAGAAAAGAGUUGGGGACAAAGAUGUUGGGAGGAGAAUCUACUGAUGAAUUGGAUAGGUGUUCUCAAAGUACCAUACAGACAAACAAACCUCUAGUCUAG
Messenger RNA from Sphenostylis stenocarpa, 1404 nucleotides. Lineage: Eukaryota; Viridiplantae; Streptophyta; Magnoliopsida; Fabales; Fabaceae. The record is from the annotation of a GenBank genome assembly.